AUGCUCCGCGGGCCUGGCGAGGCCGAGCUGCAGGCCCGGGCCGGCACGGUGGUGCGGGUCAGGACCGUCAGGGAGUCGCUGCUGCGCGGGAGGUGGAGGCCCCCUGCGACCGUCGCCGAGGGCGUCGCGGAACGGCUUCGCCGCCGCCCCACCAGGCAGGCUGUGGAGCGGAUCGUCAGGAUGCCGCGCGUCGACGCGGAGGUGCUGUGGAGCCCGGGCGGGCUGCUGCUGGAGGGGGAGUUGGAGGCGCGUCUGGACGUCGUGGCGCGCCGCCUGGAGGAGGUCGGGUGGGCGGCGUGCGCGCUUGGAGCGCACCCGGGAGUGCUGGACCGCGCUCUGCGGGAGGCGGAGGCGGUCGAGGGCAGGAUGAGGCCGGGCGCGACGGUCUUCCUGAGCCGCGUGGUGGACCCGACCGCACCGGCGGCGCGGCGCGGCGACAAGGUGCUGUGGCUUCAGGAGGACGGCAUCUCGUCCCCGGGCGGGGAGGAGGGGCCGGCGCCGACGGUGGCCCUGCUGGAGGACGCCAUCGCUGACGUCGGCUUCCGGCUGGACAGGCGGCUGCAGCAGGGCGGCCUCGGCCUCCGCCUCACGGAGCGCGGCGACGCCAUGCUCGCGUGCUACGAGGGCGGGCGGGAGGGCUAUGAUGGGCGGGUGGACGGCCGCGUUCUCACCGUGCUGCUUUACCUGAACAAGGAGAAGCGGCAGCUGGACGACGUCGGCGGCCGGCUGAGCCGCUCCGCGGCGCAGCGGGGCGCGGCGCAGGCCUGCCGGAGGCGCUACGGUUUCUGUCCCGACGAUUUCUUGCAUGCUGACGUUGCAGGCGCCGACAUGCGGGCGUAUGGCGGUCAUCUUGUCAUCGGCGUUGGCUCUUUGUUCUCCAACAUGUACAAUAGCUCUCUCGAUGUGAUUUUCUGUGGAGGGGAAAUUCUCCGCGACCUGUCGCUCAAGAGUGCGCUGGGUAUGUUCGGACGUGGUUUCAAAGCUUGCAAUGAGGACGACUUCAUGCACAGAGGCCGUGGUCUUGCCUACGUGCUGCCCAAGUGCAAGUUUGCCAAACCUGGCUUGUUUAUCGCUAACACAAUUGGAGGUGUAGGCACCCCAAGCAUCAAUCAGAGCUGGUUUGACCACUGCACGCUCCGCCAACAUUCUCUUCUUGAAGGCUACGAGGACUGCCUGCUGGCCCCGGAUAGCGUGAUCAUGAUCAACACUUUGUUUGGCGAGACCAUAUCACUUCGCACAAACGGCCUACCCAUGGGGAGAUAUUUCGCUUUGCAGUUCAAAAAGGGAGUUCACUUUGACGAUGGAUUUGUUGAUGCUGUUUUGGCAGCGGCGAGAGCGAACAACGCCAGCAUCGUCAUGUUCCGAGCAGGCGCUGCGCCUAAGCACGAUAUCCUGAUGCCGUAUGAGGCUAUGAAAUCCAGGUCGUUCGAGGCGGAGCUGCUCCGCGAGUAUUUCGAUUGGCCGAAAGACGCAUGUACUGUGACGGUCUGCGCCGCGCCCUCUGUGAACCUGGGCGCAGCUGGCCGUUACGCCGCCUGCGCCUCCCGAGGGCCCGAGGGUACAGCGCUGGCGACGCUGUGCACCUGGUGGCCGCAUGAGCGGCACCAGGCAGCGCGCGGCAGCUACAUUAGCGCCGAGCGCCGAGGCGCGCGGGGCUGGCCGUGCCAGCAGCAGAGGUGGCAAGACAUCCACGCGCUGCUGUACCCCGAGCCGAAGGGCCGGUGCGUUCGAUGGGCCAUGCGCGACAGUUCUCCCCAGUGCGGCUUCGAUUGGUUAUGGACCAGCUACACUGAGGUGUGCGAGGAUCGCCUGGUCGAUGUCCUGGAGGCCGCCUGGUAUGUCGAAAAUCAUAUCACGCAUUCAGAUAUUGCAGAGAAGCUGGCCUCCGAGCACGCGUGCAUCCCUGUAGGUUUGGCGGGGGGCUACUCUGGCGUGGCCAACAAAGCUUCGGCCAUGCCCCAUUCGUUUGCAAUGGAGUUGCCGGCAGAUGUUUCGUUGGAGUCGUUCCUGAUCAGCUUUGCAUCCAGUACUGCAGAUAUGGGCGCCGAAAUGUCGAUUCCUGAUUUCGAAGUGGAUAGCCCAUCGAUGCUUCUUCCGGAAUGGAGCUCCCGCGUGCAGGGCAGCGCCGCUACCAUUGAUAUUGAUAUGGGGGACGGGGGGCCGACGAUUGUGCGGGCGGCAGCGGCCGAGUCGGCGACGUCGGCGUCAAUCUGGAAGCCCCAUCUGUUUCAAAAUUGCGCCACCGCGGCUGGCAUGGAGAAUAUCGUGAAUAAUCUCGUCCAAGACGUCCAUGCCUACAUGCCUGGUUGGCAAGAGUUUUUUUUCAGGAAAUUGAAAUUGUUCGAACGCCUGUUGCACGUGCAGGAUUACAGGCGCAGGUUAUAUCACACGUGCUUCGAGGGGGCAGACAUGGGUCAGAAGGGGAAGGCGGCGCUGGAGAAUUGGCCGAGAGGAGCAACCUUGUGCGAGGAGCGGUUUAAGAGCGUCCUAGUCUUCCUAAAAGCUUUCGAGCCUAUCCGGGCCCUGCUGUUGCUGAAGUGGUCAGCGAGGAAAUUUGCGCCGAAGGGCGAGGAAGGUGGCGACGAAGCAGGCGAGGCAACGUUGAAACAGGCCGACGGCUAA
Molecule: messenger RNA, 2622 nt
Organism: Prorocentrum cordatum
Lineage: Eukaryota; Dinophyceae; Prorocentrales; Prorocentraceae
Source: the annotation of a GenBank genome assembly